Molecule: messenger RNA, 918 nt
Organism: Gastrolobium bilobum
Lineage: Eukaryota; Viridiplantae; Streptophyta; Magnoliopsida; Fabales; Fabaceae
Product: proteasome subunit beta type-2-A-like
Exons: 3
Coding region: 73-687 (204 amino acids)
Biological process (GO): proteasomal protein catabolic process
Cellular component (GO): nucleus; proteasome core complex; cytosol
Molecular function (GO): peptidase activity
Source: RefSeq, a predicted model, not a curated record
UUGUGUGUGUGUGUGAGAGAGAGAGAGAGAGAGACAUAGGGGUAAGAGAAAAAGAAAAGAAAGGAUCUUGAGAUGGAGUGCGUAUUCGGAUUGGUGGGCAACGAUUUCGCGAUAGUGGUGGCUGACACGUCGGCGGUGCACAGCAUCCUCGUUCACAAGUCCAACGAAGACAAGAUCAUGCUUCUUGAUUCUCACAAGCUCAUCGCCGCAAGCGGUGAACCCGGAGACAGGGUUCAAUUUACGGAGUACAUACAGAAGAACGUGGCACUUUAUCAGUUCCGAAAUGGGAUCCCUUUGACCACUGCUGCUGCCGCCAAUUUCACUCGUGGCGAGCUUGCCACUGCUUUGCGCAAGAACCCGUACUCUGUGAACAUCCUUCUUGCUGGUUACGACAAAGAGACCGGCCCUUCACUCUACUAUAUUGAUUACAUUGCAACACUUCACAAGCUUGAGAAGGGAGCUUUUGGUUACGGCUCCUAUUUUUCACUGUCAAUGAUGGACAGACACUACCACAGUGGAAUGUCUGUGGAAGAAGCAAUUGAUCUGGUAGAUAAGUGCAUUAUGGAAAUCAGAUCGAGGUUGGUUGUGGCACCACCAAACUUCGUUAUCAAAAUUGUUGACAAGGAAGGGGCAAGACUGUAUGCAUGGCGUGAAUCGGUCAAGGAUACUUCUGUUCCUGCAUCUUGAGUUAACCCUUGUUUAGGUUUUCUGCUGGACUUCUUUCGGUUUGGCUUACUGUCUUCUCUCUUUCUACUGCUUUUUUUUCACUUCCUCUUAAUCGGUAGUGUGAUAACUCUGAAAUCUUGGUCUCUGAAUUCUCAUUAGUAGACAUUUUGUCGUUUAAUUUAAUAUGUAUGCCAGUUCUAAUCACGAAAUGACAUUGUGAUAAUGUAUGAAGUAGGCUUGAUUUUAAUAUAA